Molecule: messenger RNA, 2352 nt
Organism: Larimichthys crocea (large yellow croaker)
Lineage: Eukaryota; Metazoa; Chordata; Actinopteri; Sciaenidae
Gene: gpr143
Product: G protein-coupled receptor 143
Exons: 9
Coding region: 129-1286 (385 amino acids)
Biological process (GO): melanosome organization; G protein-coupled receptor signaling pathway; regulation of calcium-mediated signaling
Cellular component (GO): melanosome membrane; plasma membrane
Molecular function (GO): L-DOPA binding; L-DOPA receptor activity; dopamine binding
Source: RefSeq, a predicted model, not a curated record
CCUUCUUUCUUGUCCUUUUCGUCUCUCUCCUGACACCGUAAGCCCACUUCUCUCUCUCUCUCUCCCUCUCUCCCUCUUUCCUCUCUCUCUCUGUCUCUUUCUUUUUUUCGGAUCUCCUCCAGUGCGUCAUGGCAUCCCCUCGGCUGGAGACUUUUUGCUGCCCAAAUCGGGACGCAGCGACUGAGUUUGUGGUCACCUUCCAGCCCGUCCUGUUCGGGGCGUUGAGUCUGGGCAGCGCCGCUCUCAGCCUCUUGUUUGCUGUUUUACAACUUCUACCCAAACGCAAAGGAUACAGGAGACUGGGACAGUAUCCGCUGCCAAGGCCUGCGUCCUCCUCCAGGAUACAGUUCAUCAUCAGUGUAUGUGACAUACUGGGAUGCGCAGGUAUCAUCAUGAGGUCAUCCGUCUGGCUGGGCCUGCCAAACAUCACUGAGCAAAUCUCAGUGGCCAACAGCACUGAUGUGUGGCCGGAGGUCUUCUGUGUCGGCAGUGCGAUGUGGAUCCAGUUGUUUUUCAGCGCCUCUUUCUGGUGGACCUUUUGUUAUGCCGUCGACGUCUUCCUGGUGGUGAAAACAUCUGCAGGAAUCAGCACCAUUAUCCUCUACCACAUGAUCACAUGGGGUCUGGCUGUGCUGUUGUGUGUGGAAGGAGUGGCCAUGCUCUACUACCCAUCCAUCUCAGAUUGCGAGCAAGGCCUCCAGCAUGCCAUCCCUCACUAUGUCACCACGUACGCACCGAUGCUGCUCGUCCUCGUGGCCAAUCCUGUCUUCUUUAACCGGACCGUAUCUGCAGUGACAUCUUUACUGAAAGGACGACAAGGAAUCUACACAGAAAACGAGAGACGGCUGGGCAAUGAGAUCAAAAUACGCUUCUUUAAAAUUAUGCUGGUGUUCUUCAUUUGUUGGGCUCCCAACAUCAUCAACGAGAGCCUCCUCUUCUACCUGGAGAUGCAGACGGACAUCAACGACGGCGGAUUCAGGAAUAUCAAAAACGCAGCCCUCAUCACGUGGUUCAUCAUGGGUAUCCUGAACCCCAUGCAAGCUUUGCUCAACACUCUGGCCUUUCACGGCUGGACGGGCUUCAACGUGGACCUCAGACUGAGGCGGAGGAGGGAGCUGGCCUGGGACUCUGCUUCUACUUCAGCGCCUACUGCAGGAGGAGGCCAUAACCCCAUCAUGGGAACCACCCUGCUCUACCAGAGUCACAUCCAGGAAGCCAAGAAGAACAUGAUGGGCAACGGACAGCGCCAGUCUGAUGACAUCAGCAUCCUCUCAGAAGAUUUUUAAGUGUUUUCUUUUGGAUCAUACCAUUAUACCAUCAGCCACUGAGAGGUUUUUUUUUUUAUCAUUGUGAUUAGAUUAGCUCCAGUGGGAAAGCUCAGAGCACCAUCCUGCAGAAAUACAGCAUGAAAUCACAUUUUUUUGUUACAGAUGAAACAGAGCUGCUAUCAUUCUGCAUGUUUGUUACUCUAGCUUGACUUUUUUUUUUUUAAUGUGCAACUUUAUUACGUGUCAAAUUCUGUUAAAAAGCUGCUAUGGAGCUCUUAUUAUUAUUGAUAUGCAUAAGAUGAUACACAGCGAGCGACGGCCAAGAUGUUAAAUAUGUAGAUCAAUCAGCUAUCGGAAAUAAAUCUUCAUGAAAUUCAGUUUUUGUGCUGGUUUGAAUUGUACCGAGAGGUGUUUCUGAUUUUUAACUCGGCCUCAUUGAUAGAAAAGUUCAGAAACAUCCCUCGGUUCAACGUCCACAGCAGGAUUUACUGCAGGACUAACUUUAGAUGUGGCUAUGUGAGUGUAGCCUUUACCAGAGAAUAUCAAUAUUUAUACUUUUCUCGUGAUGAUAUGAUGGGAUUUUACACACCAUUCUGACAUGUCGCAGUAGGAAAAGGAUACAUGUAAACAGUCCAUUUAAUUACAUAAGGUGAGACAUUUGAAUACAGCAGAGCCUCGGUAAUGUUAUUAGUGACACCUUUCCCUGCUGUGACAAGUCCCAACGUCUGACUGAAGAUUCUAUUAAAUGUAUUUUGGGAUGAUUUUGUAAAGAGUUUUAUACCUUUCUAGUUGUGUUUGUGCACCGUGUGGAUCAUGUACAAAGGCUGUUCAAAUGUCUUUCCAAAUAAAAGUUAAUCUUUUUAAAGGUUUGAUGCUUUUUAUUCAUUCAUGGAACCUUCAGGCAACUUUUUCAGGGCGAAUGGAGGUAAAGAUAAAUUUUAAAAAAGUCAUUUCAGAAGUGAAAUACGUUUUAAAAUAUCCACGUUAAAAAGGACUAGUAGUAAAAAUUCCCAAAAUACAUUUAAUAUGAAGGGAUUUCUGAAUAUCUCACUGGAUAAGCUGCGAGCGUUCGUGUGCAGUAAUC